AUGGAGCCGCCAGCAUGGUACUGCCGCCUGGUCAACCUCCCACAGGACCACGAAAUAGAGGAACAUGACUUUGACGACGACAUCUCAGAACUCCGAGAAGGCGAAGAAGAAAGCGUGAAUCCGGACGCGUUCAGUGAUGGCGAUAGUUCUCAUCGCUGCGAUUGCCCAAGCUCAGACAUCCUUGAGUGCGAAUGCGAUGAUGAUGAUGAUGAUGAUGAUGCCGCCCCCGAGGAGGAAAUGGAUGAUGGCGCAGAAUCGGAGCGCUCAUAUCAGGGCUCAGAUGCCGACUACUACUACGAGUUAAAGGAACAGCGCAUCCAACGAAAGAUUGACUUGAGGGAUCUGAGAGAGGAACAGGAGAGGGAACGCCGUCUCCACCGGGAACUGGAAAGCGAAAAAGAACAAGAGGUUCGCGAGGCGUACGAAGCCAUGCUCAAGGAGCAGAAGAAAGGCGACGCUCCCCGACCGCGUCUGGCAUCCCUCUCUAAAGCAAUCUUUCACCUGUUCUCGGUGGACCACAUCGACUACUGCUACUGCUACGAUCUCUACCUUGGGACGCGAUACGUAGAGUUUUACUGCCUUGACGAAAAGGGCCAGACGAGAAUCCCGGACAACACAAAUGUCAAGAUUCAGGGGCACGUCUACCUAAGCGAUAGGACUGACUGCGACUUUCUGCCCUUUGCCCAGCCAAAGAGGGCCGGCAUCAAAAAGAGACAGUUUCCGACUCGCGGGCAGGAUCAUGAUGAGCCGGUCUUUCAGUUCAUCAGCAACAAGUACUUGAUCAUGACUGUCAAGUCAGAUUCCAAGAUGGUCUCGGGUGAUAUUGAAGAGCUGGGAGCCACAGAAGUGCCGAAAGAGCUAAAGUUUUUUGGUAUCUGCAUGGAGAAGGAGGAGCGGGAGCUGUAUUUGGAAAGGAGAUCGGAAAGAUUUCGGCGGCGAUGA
Trichoderma reesei QM6a is the source of this 942-nucleotide messenger RNA. RefSeq lists its product as uncharacterized. NCBI's taxonomy places the organism in Eukaryota, Fungi, Ascomycota, Sordariomycetes, Hypocreales, Hypocreaceae. The record is from RefSeq and is a predicted model, not a curated record. The transcript has a single exon. Bases 1 to 942 code for a protein of 313 amino acids.